Messenger RNA from Tribolium madens (black flour beetle), 541 nucleotides. RefSeq names its product cytochrome c oxidase assembly protein COX20, mitochondrial (gene l(3)87Df). Gene Ontology annotation, cellular component: mitochondrion; mitochondrial inner membrane. The transcript has 2 exons. The record is from RefSeq and is a predicted model, not a curated record. Bases 109 to 477 code for a protein of 122 amino acids. Gene Ontology annotation, biological process: mitochondrial respiratory chain complex IV assembly. Lineage: Eukaryota; Metazoa; Arthropoda; Insecta; Coleoptera; Tenebrionidae.
CGCACACAGUAAAACUAAGUAAUGAAGGACCUUAACCUAAAAACGUCGUCAGUAACGUGAUUUAUUGUAACAAUUUUAAACAACUAAUUAAGGUUCUAGAAAAGCAUAAUGUCGAACGAAAGUGCAGAAAACAGGGAAGAAAUACCUAAGCCUGUAGAUAAGAGCUUGAUGAUUUUUGGGCGGGAUGUUUCAAAAAUUCCAUGUUUUCGUAACAGCAUUUUGUAUGGGAUUUAUAGUGGACUUGGGCUGGGUUUAGCUCAUUUUAUGUUUAAAAGUCAUCCUUUGGCUGCUUGUAAUUUUGCGGUGUACAGUUUUUCCGGUGUUACCUUAAUAUACUGGAUUCAAUGUCGUUACAAAUAUUCUCAAAUGAAGUUUCAAAUGCUUCAAAUGCAAGAAUUGUUGAGGAGGCAGGCUAUUUAUGAGGGUACUGGAGUCGAAAAAGAACUAGAAGAAAGUGAAAAACCGAAGGUUACUUAAGAUAUAAAUUUAGGAUAGAAUUAGUGUACUAAACUUAGCUUCAAUAAAUUACAUGUUUUAUACA